AAGUAAUAUCCUUAGGGUUUAGAGGGAACAUAUUGGUGUUUGUUUAUCAUAAAAUUAAAAAUAGUACAAUCCAUCAAUCUGUUUGAGUUGAAUUGAAACUUUUGGAGAGAGAAAAGAAAACAAAAACAAAACAUCAAUCUGCAUUUUGGCAUUGGGCUCUUCUUGUUUAGUUUGUUUGUUCCAAUCCAACGUUGGUUUGGUUGUGUGUGUGUGUUUGUGUUGGGAAGAAUAGGAAUAGCAUUGGGAAUCAAUCAGCGACCCCAUGAGACCUCAGAGAACGUCGAUCCACGCCGUCACGACAUGGGUGAGGCGACAGCCCCCAAAGGUGAAGGCUUUUCUCGCCGUCGUUUCCGGCAUGGCGGCUCUCGUGCUCCUUCGCUUCAUCGUCCACGAUCAUGACAACCUCUUCGUCGCUGCCGAGGCCGUCCACUCCCUCGGAAUUUCCGUCCUCAUCUAUAAGCUCAUGAAGGAGAAGACAUGUGCUGGGUUAUCACUCAAAUCCCAGGAAUUAACAGCUAUCUUUUUAGCUGUAAGGCUGUACUGCAGUUUUGUCAUGGAAUACGAUAUCCACACCUUACUUGAUUUCGCUACUUUCGUAACAACAGUGUGGGUUAUAUAUAUGAUUCGUUUUAAGCUCAAGGCUAGCUACAUGGAGGAGAAGGAUAACUUUGCAAUAUACUAUGUGGUGGCACCAUGUGCUAUGUUAGCCUUACUCAUUCAUCCAUCAACUUCUCAUCAUUUAUUAAACAGGAUUUCCUGGGCAUUCUGUGUAUAUCUAGAAGCUGUCUCAGUCCUGCCCCAACUGCGGGUCAUGCAGAACACCAAGAUUGUUGAGCCAUUCACAGCUCACUACGUAUUUGCACUGGGUGUUGCAAGAUUCUUGAGCUGUGCUCAUUGGGUUCUUCAGGUGUUAGAUAGCCGUGGGCAUUUGUUGGUGGCCUUGGGGUAUGGUUUAUGGCCAUCAAUGGUUCUUAUCUCGGAAAUUGUCCAGACCUUCAUCUUAGCAGAUUUCUGUUACUAUUAUGUCAAAAGUGUCUUCGGGGGACAGCUUGUUCUACGUCUUCCCUCUGGAGUGGUGUGAUUGAAGAUCUGCUUUGGUGUGUACUGUCACAUUUGAUUUUAACUUAAUCAGGCAUUAUGGUUGGUUACCCUUGUUCGAGUACAUUGUGUUGACACACUUGUUUGGUUCCUUGGUGGAAUGUAAAGUUGGGGAUGAAAGAAACUAAAGAUAUUUAUGUUUAGGUUACUGUUAUAUAUGGUUGGAAGUGCUUUACACGUAAAGUCUCUAUUUGCUUGGACUCUUGGAAUUUAGUUAUUGUUAUAACUAUUCCAUGUGCUCAAGUUCUACAGUAAGUCUUAGAUUGAACCCUGCCUACGUAAAAAUAUGUGGACUGUGCGCGGUUUUGAUCUAUUGCAUGCAGUUGAAUACUGCGAGUUUUAUGUAUGUUGCAUUGCAGAAAACAAAUCUGAAUUAUUGAGUCCAGAGAUGUUAUCUUAAAUCUUAAUGUUGCAAUUCCUC
This is a messenger RNA of Glycine soja, 1519 nucleotides long. RefSeq names its product putative ER lumen protein-retaining receptor C28H8.4. The transcript is spliced from 6 exons. The record is from RefSeq and is a predicted model, not a curated record. NCBI's taxonomy places the organism in Eukaryota, Viridiplantae, Streptophyta, Magnoliopsida, Fabales, Fabaceae. Gene Ontology annotation, molecular function: ER lumen protein retrieval receptor activity. Gene Ontology annotation, cellular component: membrane. Gene Ontology annotation, biological process: protein retention in ER lumen. Bases 263 to 1081 code for a protein of 272 amino acids.